This is a messenger RNA of Cladophialophora carrionii CBS 160.54, 432 nucleotides long. RefSeq lists its product as uncharacterized. The transcript has 3 exons. The record is from RefSeq and is a predicted model, not a curated record. The coding region runs from base 1 to 432 and encodes 143 amino acids. NCBI's taxonomy places the organism in Eukaryota, Fungi, Ascomycota, Eurotiomycetes, Chaetothyriales, Herpotrichiellaceae.
AUGCCAAGUCUCUCACAGGAUAUAACAGGCAUUCCCUCCGCAUGGCGUUCGCAUGGCGGUCAUCCUGCAGGAGAGACGGGCAUCCUCGCCGACAUCGGCAGCAAAGGCGUGCACGUGCCGCGGCCCUUCGAGACCGAACUACCGAAGGGCUUCAUGGUCGACGUACUACUGAGCAACGACGAAGACAGCCAUCACGUGGCCGGAUGCGCGUUCUUCAUGCAACCGCCUCGACAUUGGUGGGCGGUACACCGAGGACGCCUUGCCGAGAAGGACGCCUUGAAGCACGUGGCAACCACAAUCGACGCCGUCAAGCACAUCAGGACCGUGCUCAAUGCGAACCCCUGGGCCGACUUCCAGGUGCUAUACAACAAAGCCGAGGGCGGGCCGACGGCAUUCGGCCCGUGGCCGGACAAGGCGGGCAUCAAGCAGUAA